Molecule: messenger RNA, 396 nt
Organism: Saccharomycodes ludwigii
Lineage: Eukaryota; Fungi; Ascomycota; Saccharomycetes; Saccharomycodales; Saccharomycodaceae
Gene: HTA1
Product: histone H2A
Exons: 1
Coding region: 1-396 (131 amino acids)
Cellular component (GO): nucleosome
Molecular function (GO): structural constituent of chromatin; protein heterodimerization activity; DNA binding
Source: RefSeq, a predicted model, not a curated record
AUGUCAGGCGGUAAAGGUGGUAAAGCAGGUUCUACAGCUAAGGCUUCUCAAUCUAGAUCAGCUAGAGCUGGUUUAACUUUCCCAGUUGGUAGAAUCCAUAGAUUAUUAAGAAAAGGUAAUUAUGCUCAAAGAAUUGGUUCUGGUGCUCCAGUCUACUUGACAUCAGUCUUAGAGUAUUUGACCGCCGAAAUUUUAGAAUUAGCUGGUAACGCUGCUAGAGAUAACAAAAAAACAAGAAUUAUUCCAAGACAUUUGCAAUUGGCUAUUAGAAAUGAUGACGAGUUGAACAAAUUGUUAGGUAAUGUCACUAUUGCUCAAGGUGGUGUUUUACCAAAUAUUCAUCAAAACUUGUUACCAAAGAAAUCCAAGUCUUCUAAAGCUUCUCAAGAAUUAUAA